UGGUUAUAUAAUCCUGAUUAUCUGGGCUCAGGCUGAGUAACAGUGGCGCUGUUUGAGGUCAGCACCAACAUUGUCCUUCACUGUUUACACUCCAAUCAAAGUCAGACCAAGCAGAGCAGGGAGUGUGUCCAGCUUCCUGCUCCUUCCAGCUCACUCUGAGCACCCAACCCGACAAAACAGUCCAGGCAUUCGUUUUCAGGUUUCAGCUCUGAUGGACUUUAGCAGUAGGUUUGGGUUUGUCCAAGCUUCCAGACCGGAUUCUGAACUCACCACCAGCCCAUGUGCUGCAGGAGCAGGUUUUUACUGAGGGACUGCAAACACCUGCAGCAGGUGUGUCACUGCUUCUGCCAACAGGAUGUCCGGCUGCUGCUGCUGCGAGGGUCCCUUCAAGGAGCUGCUGGAGGCCGAUCACCUGAUGGCUUCAGUCAACCAGAACCUGGAAAUCACUGAAAAGCACAACUCUGAAUCAGGGGACUUGUUCACCUACUGUACGCUAGCUACCACUUCAGUCAGAAGGAAAACUAAUCGGAGCAGCAGAAGAAAGGAGAUCCUGCUGAAGGAGGAGGAGCAAAGAGAAGGAGGAGGAGGAGCAGGGGAGGAAGAGCGAGGAAUGACCAUGGACAUCUCUCUGCUCAGAGCACAGUACAGGAGCAGCAGGGACCAACGGAGCAGACAGACCCAGGUGCUUCUCUUCAGGACAGUUUCAGAGGACUUGACGGAGGCCGUCCGGGUUGUACCUAUUACUCAGGGUUUGACACCUCCCAACAUAACCUUUGACCCUAGUCCGAUUACCUAUGACCCCUGGCAUCUUCACCUAGAUGCUCACAGACGCUCACGCACCUUUGUCCCCGUCCAGCUCCCAGUUUUCUCCUCAGAAACAAACACCAAUCACCAAUCUGUCAGCAUUUCAUCCAGACAAGCAUCAUCUUCCUUUGAGGCCUGUAGCUUCAAGCAGGAGUCCAGCUCCAGAAAACUCUCUUCUACACCAGAGUCCCUCAGCAGCAGCAGAGAACUGUCUUCUUGCAGAUUGUCCAGCACCAAACUGGAAGAUCACAUCAGCGUAGACGGGUCCAGUGGAGAUCCAGCUUUCGAGCAAUCCACAGGAGUUUGCUUCAUUCGCUCAAAAGUGGAUCCAGUCCAAAUCUGUCUCACUGAUUCUUUGAUUCCAUCAGAGCUAAGUUCUAUAGAAUGUAUUGUAGACGACUGCUUGAGCUCCUCUAAAGAGGACCACGUCUACAGCUCCUUCAUAAAUCAGGAUAGUUUGGCUCCUGGCUCUCAGUCCAGCUCUGAUGAAAGCUCCACUCCCGUUGCUUCCAUCACUGGCUCACCCAGCAGCUCCAGCACCAACCUGCAUGAGGCACUGAAUGAGGCCUGGUCUUCAGACACAAAGUCCAGCAGCAUGUUCCUGCAGCCCAGCGGGUCUCCAACGGGGAGACGGCCCAGAAGGUUCUGGUCUCCGGCAAACAGGUUCUCCAGGCUGAGUGUAGGGAGAGCUGGCUCGGUCACAGGGGUCCAGGAGGACCAGAACUACUACCCAUUCCCUAGAAGGAAGACCCCAAGGAUCUCUGAGGCUGCUAGGAGACUGGGGAUGUACUCCUCCUUCUGAGAUUUCUAGUCUAAUCCAAAUGAAUGUGCUGCAGUGUGUUAUGGGGCUUAUGGGCCCCCACAGGACAAGUCCUAAAUGUACCAGGUGUCAUCUGCGUAAGCUUGAGUAAGAGUAGUCUUUUAUUUUUGUUUGGUAGUAAUUUUCCAGGACUUUCAGCUGUUUCACAGUCUUCAGAAGCAUAUGGAUCGUUUUUGUUGUCAGUAUUUUGUAAUGAGAAUUUGGUGAGAAUUUGCUCAAAUCCAGACAAAGCACAGGACAGAAAGGUAGUUCAAUUAACCCCGUCUCGUGCUGUUACUCUUCUGUUGUUGUUGAAUUUCAGAUCCUCUCUGUGUGUAAAACAGCUCAAAGCUCUGGAGGCAGUGAAAGUAACAUUUGAUCAAUUAGACAUCAGUGCAGUGAUUAAUGUACAAAGACAUCUGAUUUGUGUGUUUCUUUAUUUGCUGUAUUGAAAUAUGAACUGCUAACUUCUCUCA
Messenger RNA from Betta splendens (Siamese fighting fish), 2079 nucleotides. RefSeq lists its product as uncharacterized. The transcript has 5 exons. Bases 356 to 1606 code for a protein of 416 amino acids. The record is from RefSeq and is a predicted model, not a curated record. Lineage: Eukaryota; Metazoa; Chordata; Actinopteri; Anabantiformes; Osphronemidae.